Messenger RNA from Lactuca virosa, 1152 nucleotides. The record is from the annotation of a GenBank genome assembly. NCBI's taxonomy places the organism in Eukaryota, Viridiplantae, Streptophyta, Magnoliopsida, Asterales, Asteraceae.
AUGUGUUAUAAAGAAAAAGAAUGGGAUAUUGAGCAGCUUGUGGGAUCUGGUGGCAUGCCAUCAUCACAUUCAGCAACUCUUUUAUUUUCGCCGUCGUACUUUAAGCUUCCUGGAAAGAGAUCAGGUGGAGGAGAGGUAGUACCAGAUGAGACAUUACGCCCCCAACUAAUGACACUCCUCCCAUGCAUUUUCUCCUGUGUCCGCCAUUCUCAUGUUGCUGUGAGACUAUCUGCUUCAAGAUGCAUCACAUCAAUGGCAAAGUCAAUAAAAGUCAACAUCAUGGGCUCAGUAAUCGAAAACAUAAUCCCUAUGUUGGGAGACAUGGCAUCUGUGAAUGCUAGACAAGGAGCAGGGAUGAUAAUGAGUCUGCUUGUUCAAGGAUUAGGCACUGAUCUUGUUCCUUAUGCAAGGAUGUUAGUUGUCCCUCUUUUAAGGUUGAAUGCCUGUUGUCUAGAAGUAGUUGAAAGUCACCCUGAGAAGAAUAAUGUGUUGGAGUUGUGGUCUUUUUUUGACUUUUUGAUGCCCGGAUUUCUUGGAACAGCGAGACAAAAAUACAAUGGGUCUACAUCAGGCAGGUUACCAGAAAGAUUAGAAAAGGAAGUACAUGAUCUUCUACCUCCCUCCAUAUCCAAUGGAAUUCGUGUUAUCACUUCCCCUUAUGGUGCAGAUUCUGCAUGGUAUGGAGCAAAACUUCUCAGCAAUUUGAGCACAUUUCCAAAUUCAUGGCUUUCAAUUAUUGUGCAUCUUUUGAGUACUUUAGGGGAGAGUGGAAGCUUAGCUUCAUUACAGAUAGACUUGGUGUUGUUUGUAUUAACUUUUACACUUGAUGCUUACAUUGUUACAAAAGAGUGGCAUGUUGUUGUUCGUGUUGACUACAUUCCUUCUCGUGUUGACUUACCUGCUUUAGGCCAUGGGAAAUAUGUUGAACUUGUUAAUCCAUUUCAAUGGAAGCUAUCAUGGAAACCUUCAACAGUAGUUUUGGACUGGCACCUUCUUGUAGAAGAUAUCGUGUACGUGUUCUUGUGCUGCUAUUGUGGAUUCGGGAACAUCCUUUUGCUUACUGGUCCAACUGUAUGUAUCUCACAUGAAGCUUCUGUUAGAACUAUUAAUCUUAGGGAUUUCAAGUUUUUCAUAUUUCUUGUAUCUAAUUAG